This is a messenger RNA of Microdochium trichocladiopsis, 1745 nucleotides long. RefSeq names its product cytochrome P450. NCBI's taxonomy places the organism in Eukaryota, Fungi, Ascomycota, Sordariomycetes, Xylariales, Microdochiaceae. Bases 1 to 1557 code for a protein of 518 amino acids. The record is from RefSeq and is a predicted model, not a curated record. The transcript is spliced from 8 exons. Gene Ontology annotation, molecular function: heme binding; oxidoreductase activity, acting on paired donors, with incorporation or reduction of molecular oxygen; iron ion binding.
AUGCUGUCGUCCACUCUCCCAUCGGCCUUGGCUGAAAGAUGGCUCUUGGUCGCAACGUCAAUCAGUGUACUUGCCUGCGCUUUGGUAGGGCCAAAAUUGAUAGACCAGUGGCGGCUCUACUGCAUACCAAUCGUGGCUGCAGAGCUAGGCAACACCGAGAAGAGGCGGCAGGCGUACCUCGCAGGCUCCAGGAAAUUAUAUAACCAAGGAUACAAGAAGUUUCAAGAUAGUGUUUUCAGAAUCACUACGUCCCGCCAGGCGGAUAUCGUGGUAGUGUCACCAAAGUUCCUCCCAGAACUGAAGAAAUUGUCCGACAGCAUUGUGAGCAUGGCGGCUGCGGUAGAUGAGACGAUGGAAACCAAAUACCUCAAGAUUGAAACGACAGUUCCGAUUGUUCCGCACACGAUCAAGACGAGCUUGACACCAGCAUUAACCCGUUUGAAUUCACUACUCGCACAAGAGAUCAACGAAGUCCUUGCCAUUGAAUUGCCUUCGUCACGAGAUUGGGCAGAAGUCGAUGUUCACGAGUUCCUCGUUCGGACCGUGACCAUGGUAUCGGGUCGCCUGUUCAUCGGCCCAGAGCUCUGCCGCACGCCGCAGUACAUUGACACAGCCAUCAACUACACCAUGGAUGUCAUGGCGGCGCAACGUGCCGUGCAGAUGUUACGGCCAUGGCAGAGGCCAUUUGCGGCGAGCAGGCUUGCCCAAGUCAAGAAACUCGCGCAGAGAGAGAAGAAAGCCAGCGAGUUCCUGCUGCCCAUCAUCAAGGCUAGACAAGAGGCUGCCAAGAGCCCAGACUAUGACAAGCCCGAUGAUAUGCUCGAGUGGAUUCUGGACGCACAGUCCAAGUUUACGGACGAGUGCAGCCAAAACAUUGCAAAAGUGCAGCUCGGUUUGAGCUUUGCAGCUAUUCACACGACGACACUGACUGCCACGAAUGCCUUGUACGACCUGGUGGCGCUGCCAGAUUUCAUUGACGAGCUUCGCGAAGAGGCCAAGAAGGCAUUGGCGGAGAACGAGGGCGUCUUCACCAGCGCCGCGUUGCAGUCAAUGAAGAAGAUGGACAGUUUCUUGAAAGAAACACUUCGACUACACCCGGCAACGAUGGCCUCGUUUCAACGCAAAGUAUUGCAGACCUUCAGCCUCUCCAAUGGCCAGGUUAUACCCGCUGGCGUUACCAUCGAAGUUCCCGCGGUGUCGGUCAACUCUGAUCCCGAAAUCUUCCCGAACCCCGACAAGUUUGACCCUCUGCGAUUCUACAAGCUGCGGGAGACCGCCAAGGACAGCGGAUCCGUCGAGGGCGCUGCGCUCAACCAGUUCGUCAGCGUCAGCCAGAACAGCCUGACGUUUGGCUUUGGUCGUCACACGUGCCCGGGCAGAUUCUUCGCCGCCAAUGAGAUCAAGAUGAUUCUGGUCAAUGCGGUCUUGCGAUAUGAUUUCAAAAUGCCGGAUGGCUGCACGGAGCGAUUCCCAAACAUUGAGUUUGCGCACAUGUCCAUUCCGGACAUGAAGAAGUUGUUGGCCAGGAAGAUCCAGGAUGACCUCAUGUUUUUUUGAGCCAUACUGAAUACUGCAGGAGCCGGGCACAAACAGAGGCUGCUGGUGUGAAAGGGGGGGGGUUACGCUAAGUUUGUGUCUCAGGUUUAGAUUAGCUUUGGCACUGGAGGAGAUGGAGAAUACGAGUCCGAUACGGAGCGCGGAGUAAAGGCCUAUGAUCCCCGACUCGGCGCACGGAUCCACUGUGG